CAAUUACUCAGAAAUUUUGAGGGAAUACUUUUUGCUGGAGUCUACGCUGUAAGGUCUUCGCUUUCUACGAGCCCAACCAGGUGUUGCAGGAAUCAGCUCGCAGCCGCAAAAUAGCUCGCUGAGAGGCUCAGAGUGCUUACUUUUCCUAUAUUUCACUCACCGCUAUCAUUUACUUGUCCUGAUUCGGUUCCAAUACAUGGCACAAACAUCAGAGCAACACCUUGAAUCCAGAGAAGGCUUUAGAAGAUACGAACAGGGCAAAUUUUAAAGGAAGAAUUACACCCACGUUGAUGUUCACUCAGCUCUUGCUUGUCUGAACUGUUGGUCUGGUGUGUUGUUAUCCUGACGACAAUAUUAACCAUCACAAACAAAACCAGGCAAAUGAAUACGAUGAUCUGCUGUGUAUUCCUCCAGGGCGCAUGCGUAGUGGACACCAGAGCGACUUAUUUCUGCGAGGAGGUAUUUCUCGCAUCACCGGCUACCAUGGCAACGAGUGUAACUAACCUCACCAUAGGGGCGGCGGCUCUGCACAAACCAGCCAACAGACCAUUUUAGGGCCCCAGCCGCCGUGCUGCCCCCCAUGGCCUAGUGCAGGUGGAGCCGGGUGAGGCGGGAGUCACCUGAACUAGUCACACACCGCCGCGUCUCUUCGCCCGCCCUCAGCGCCCCAUGUAACUAGUCCCUUUCAGUUCCCCUUUCCAGCGUCCCUUCAGCGUCCCCUCCCACAGACUCAUGCUGGAGGAGGUCCGCGGGUCGGGAGGGGCGGCGGCCACCCCCUCGUCGUCCUCCCCCGCCCACGCCCCCAGCCCGCGAGCCAUCAAGAGCGGCAUCAGCCAGGCGUGGGCGGCCAAAGGCAACAAUGGGCGUGACACGGGCGGCGGGGUGGGCAUGGGCGUGGCUCCGGGGGCGGUCAGCAUGGCCCACGUCCUAGACUUCCUCCUGACGGCCGCCCAGCUGCACCGCGUCGCCGCCGCCACCACGCAGAAGGUGCGCGCUGGGGGCAAGCUGAUCCGGGGGUCUGGGGUGCAGGAGAGGGCAGGAACCUCCCCCACCCCCGCCUCCAGCACCGCCUCCCUGCCCCCCGCCACGCAGACCUGGGGACGACUCAUCAACAACCCCGCGUCCUCCAUGCAGGAACAGACGCUGGCGCUCCUGCAAGUGGCGCUGCAGGACGGGCUUCUGGACUCUAUUCUCCCUUACAUGGUAUCCUCACUUAACCUCGGGAACACCACGGCCCUCACGCCCACGCCGCCCUCCGCCAAGACCGCUGGGAAGGGCAACGGCAACACCCUCACCCCUGCCUCUCCCACCACCUGCAAGUCGCCGCGGGGGUCAGGGGAGGGGAGCAGCUCCAGGUACUCCCCUACACACUCCCCCAACACCCUCGCCGUCCCCGUGCCGAGAGAGGAGCCGCGUCCCCCACCUCCUGCGCCCCCUACGGUAUACAGAACAACCCCUGACAGAAGCCCCGCCAUCGUCAUCCACGUGUGUGACGAGGCGCGUGGAUUGCGUCAGGACUUCACCUGCCCACGUGACCUCCUCAUCCACCACAUCGGCUACUUCGCGGACGUCACAGCAGGUCAGCGGCUGGAGGACGUGGACAUCUCGGUGCACUGCGACGUGACCAUCUUCGAGUGGCUCCUGCGCUGGGUGAAGCAGGGACAGACCGAGGACCACGUCUCCCCCGUCCUUGAGCCCAAGACCGCCGUGUCCAUCCUAAUCUCGGCGGAGUUCCUUAAGAUGACGCCCUUGGUGGAGGAGGUCCUUCAGUACGUCCACGACAACGUCAACCUCAUCCUCGAGGCUCAGGUCAACCUCACCUGCCUCUCCGACGCCAUACUCUCCAGGCUGGCGCGUCUCUUCACACACUGGGAGCUGGAGGGCGUAAGGGACAGAAGAGACAGGAUCCUCAACAAGCUCUACGCACGCUUCCUCCAGGCCCUGUGUGAGGUGAAUCCGGUGCCAUCACGGGGAAUAUUCAAGACAGCCGGGACGCUCUACAGGUGUUGUGACUGUGGGCAGCUGGUGACGCGGGCAGUGGAGCGCCUCGUCACCUGUGUCGCCGCCAACACCACCGUCACCACCACUGGCCAGGUGUACUACUCUCACACCAGGGACGGGAACUGGAGUCUGACUGAUCACGUGAAACAGCUGAAGGGCGACAUAAAGACCUGGAGGCUGGUGUAUUGGAGACUAUGGGGACAGGUCCACUUUCUGCCGUGCUCCACCUGCGGCGCCGUGUUCCCGGGCUGCGAGAUGCGGAUGUGUCGCACGCACCCCCUCGACGCCUCUGCCUGCGACCUCGACCAGCUCCUGCCCAGCGACACACACCCCUGCUGCGGCGCCCGGGCCCUUCGCUUCUCCCCUCUCCCCGUCAGGAAUGGCUGCCAGCUUACCGAGCACACCGUUCAGUUGAGUCACAGCGGGGAUGAGGAGGUCUGGGGGCCUAUUCCUCACAUCUACGACGACCUCCUUACCUUCCAGCUCCUCAUCUGCCUCGAGCCUCCCCAGCAGCUUGCCCGCGAGAACGAGGACGUGUUGUGGGCCGGGGUUCCUUUAGUUCCGUUCAACAGGGCGGAGCGCAGCCUCCUGGACCGCUCCUGGCUGUCUCAUUACCUGCACGCCGGUGAACGCGAGGGGCAGCCCAGCGGGAAAGCGCCGGCCGGGGAGAGCGCCGCCGUGGCCCCGAGCCAGGGGGUGGUGGUGAACAGCGUGGGCGUGAGCAGCGAGAGUUCGUCGGACGAGGAGGAGGGCGGCGGCCGGGCACGCAUCAGCUCGAGGCUCAAGGCCAACCUCAUCCGGAGGGCCAACCGCGCCCGACGCACCAUCGCCUGCGAGGUGAUGGUGGAGCAGAGUCUGCGCUGGGACGCCGGCAGGUCAACGCGGCACAACCAGGACGCGCAGAGGGAGCGGGAGAGUCGCGUGCUGCGGGAUCUGACGGCGUGGCUGACGCUCGCCGCCCCCAACACCCAGGACGCGGCCCACGGCAAUCAGCGGGGCCACCGCGGCCGCCCGGACCGCCGCAAGGAGUGCACCAGCGGCCCCGACCCCGGCAUCUACUACAGGCUGGAGGCAGAGUUCCGGGAGCGGCACGGCGGGCACUCCCACGGGCACGGCGGGGGCGGCGGCGGCACCUUCAGGGCCAAGGUGCAGGCCAUCUCCAGGAUCAAGCUGCGGCUGAGGCACCGCGCCGCCUUCUCGGCCUCCCGCUAGCACGGCUGCCACAGCCCGCACCUCGACGGGCUGUGGCGGGGAACCUCUCAAUACGAAGCUUAUCCUCGCAGCCUCAGCUCCUCGCGACAGACUUGUUUUCCGCUGACCUCGUGUCUCUUGCUUGGGUGGCGCGCCAGGCCCCGCCCCUGCCCCUCGCUCCUCCCUCCCCUGCCACUUCCGCCACGCAGUGAGGCUGCUAAGAGUUCGAGUUCCUGGAUAUGGGCCGCUAAGGGCAGGCAGGAUGGGUCCCACAUGUAGGGGGCGGCGGAUUACGUGGAUGCAGGGGACUGUGCCGCCGGAAGGGGGAGAAGAGUGGCGUCGGGGGGAUGGGGGAGGGUAGCUGGUCCUGUACUCUCGUCACCUUCCCUGCACACUGGCCGGGCGCCCUUCUCACGAUCUUUGGCCCCCGGGACGCUUAGGGUCUUGUUGUGAAUAUUUAUAAAUGCUCAGUGCUCAAAUUUCUGAAAAGGAUAUAUCGAUUUAUAAAGAAGACAACUAAUUUUCCAUACAAAAUCACUCAGGAAGCUACAAUUUUGGCGCCACGCAUCACACGGCAUUCUGUUCAGCAUGGCAACGCACGGGCACACGGAUGCAGUCAUUAUUAUCAUGUGAAUAACAGUUUUAUAAAUACUUUUACCUUAACUUUUAUAAGUGUUCAUAGACCAAGCAAGAGUCCAAUCAGUACUGCUCAAGAUCCAUGUUGAAGCUAAUCUCAGGUAGAAUUAGGUAAUGAUAUGUUAGGUAAUGAAUGUACUAUAUAGAUUUAGGUAAAC
Molecule: messenger RNA, 3986 nt
Organism: Eriocheir sinensis (Chinese mitten crab)
Lineage: Eukaryota; Metazoa; Arthropoda; Malacostraca; Decapoda; Varunidae
Product: SANT and BTB domain regulator of class switch recombination-like
Exons: 15
Coding region: 733-3213 (826 amino acids)
Source: RefSeq, a predicted model, not a curated record